CUCGGUGCGGUGCGGGCGCGGCCAGGGCUGCGGACUCAGGUAACGUUCCAGCUUGCGGCGACACCCACGGAGGGCCCUUCUGGGGAAACUGAGGACGCACCUGGCCGGGCGUAGUGCUGUGCACCCAGUCCCUUCUGUGGGCUCGGAGCGCUGCGACAGGGUGGGUGCCGAGUCCUCCGAUCCCGACCCCAGGUGUCUGGUGGCUGCUUCAGGAAACAUGGCCAAGUUUGCCCUGAAUCAGAACCUGCCCGACCUAGGCGGCCCUCGCCUGUGCCCAGUGCCCCCGGGGAGUGCACGCAGGCCGAGCUCUCCCUACUCCGUGGAGACGCCCUACGGCUUCCACUUGGACCUGGAUUUCCUGAAGUACGUGGAGGAACUGGAGCGCGGCCCGGUCUCCCGCAGAGCCCCUGGACCCCCUCCCCCACGCCGCCCGCGCGCGUCCCGGACAGGCCUCGCGGGCGCGCGCAGCCCUGGAGCCUGGACCUCCAGCGAAUCCCUGGCCAGUGACGAUGGCGGAGCCUCGGGCGCACUCUCCCCUGGGCUCUCGUUGCCCCCGCUGUCGCCGCGCUCCUUCACUCGCAACCCGCGAGUCGAGCUCACGCUCCUGGAAACCAGCCGACGGCUGGAGCAGGCCCAGGCGCAGGCGCGAGAGCGCGCAGCCAGCCCUGCCCGCGCGGUCUCCCGCAGCCCCCGCGAGUCGGGCCGCAGCAGCCCGGUCCCCAACCCCGCCCUUGCCUCGCCCGGCCCCGCCCAACUGCAGCUGGUGCGCGAGCAGAUGGCCGCGGCGCUGCGGCGCCUGCGCGAACUCGAGGACCAGGCGCGGGCUCUGCCUGAGCUGCAGGAGCAGGUGCGCGCGCUGCGCGCCGAGAAGGCGCGGCUACUAGCCGAGCGCGCGCAGCCAGAGCAGAACGCCGAGUUCGAAGCGCGCCCGGACAAGCUCGCUCAGCUGCGGCGCCUCACCGAGCGUCUGGCCACCUCCGACCGAGGCGUCCGCUCCAAGGCCAGCCCCCUGCCUGACGAUCCGGACGAGUGGGCUGCGAGGCGGAGCGAGGGUGCGCUGCAGGCCCUCGAUCGGGCGUCUAGGACACCUGAUAGGGAACCCCAGACCCGGGAGGCGGGCAUCGAAGUCGUGCCCGAGACCCGAGAGGAGGAUGCCCAGGCAGUACCCGACACACGGGAGGUUGGCGUGGAGGUGGGCCCCGAGACCGUUGAGGUGGACACGUGGGUGACCGAGGCACUCCUGGGGCUGCCUGAGGCCACCGAACGCGAGCUGGAGCUGCUGCGCACCAGCUUGGAGCACCAGCGCGGGGUGAGCGAACUCCUGAGGGGCCGAUUGAGAGAGAUGGAGGAGGCCCGAGGGGAUGAGGCCACAGUGGCCAGGUCCCAGUUCGGCGAGGCCGCCACCCAGACCUCAUGGGGUAGUGUUGAGAAGACCACGCAGACUGACCUCCCGGCGGAGGCCCCUUCCCUGACUCUGGAGAACAAGUCCAGACCCAUGGCUAGGGACAAGGAGGUGGCCCCCGCUGGCAUCCUCAAAUCCAUCAUGAAGAAGAAAGAUGGUGCGCCAGGUGCCCAAUCCAGUCCGGCACCCAAGAGCCUGCAGUUCGUUGGGGUCCUCAACGGAGAGUAUGAGAGCUCCUCCAGCGAGGACGCCAGUGACAGUGACAGCGAAGAUGGCACUGCCGAACCCCCUAGGAGUAGCUCUUCUGGAUCAGAUGAUGGUGGCGGGGAAACCGACUCUGGUACGCUUGGCCCUCUGGAGGACAGAGACGCUCAGGACCCCCAGCCUGAGGCAGAGCCAGAGCUAGAGCCAAAGCCAAAGGCAGAGACACAGGGGAGGUGCGAGCUGAGCCCACGUUUGAGGGAGGCGUGUGUUGCUCUGAAUCGGCAGCUGAUCCGGCCCGGUGGAGUCGCCAGAGAUGGCAAUGCAGCUCGCCUUGUGGCCCAGGAGUGGUUUCGGGUGUCCAGCCAAAAGCGCUCUGAGGCUGAGCCAGUGGCUGGGAUGCUGAGAGGGGUGAAGAACUUGGGGCCUGAGCUGCUGGCGCACGUGGUCAACCUGGCAGAUGGGAAUGGAAACACAGCCUUGCACUACAGCGUGUCUCAUGGGAACCUGGUCAUUUCCAGCCUGUUGCUAGAUACCGGGGUCUGUGAGGUCAAUCACCAGAAUAGAGCCGGCUACUCAGCACUCAUGUUGGCUGCACUUACUUCCGUGGGGCAGGAAGACAUGGCUGUGGUUCAGAGACUCUUCAACAUGGGUGAUGUCAAUGCCAAGGCUACCCAGACUGGACAGACAGCCCUCAUGCUGGCCAUUAGUCAUGGCCACCAGGACAUGGUAGCAGCCUUGCUGGAGUGUGGCGCGGACGUAAAUGCGCAGGAUGCUGACGGGGCCACAGCACUUAUGUGUGCCAGUGAGUAUGGACGUCUGGAUACUGUUCAACUGCUGUUGGCCCAGCCAGAUUGUGACCCUACCAUCCUAGACAAUGAGGGCACCAGUGCCCUGGCCAUCGCCUUGGAGGCUGAGCAGGAUGAGGUGGCUGCACUGCUCCAUGCCCACCUGACCUCUAGCCAACAAGACUCCCAGGUGAACACACACCUCCAGGACCAAACAUCCCCAGAGUGGCCCACAGCCACACCUGGCAAAGGAGGAUGCAGUGAUGAUGACAUAGAACCUCAGCCUCAGUGAACUGCUACUAGAUCUGGACUCUUCCCUCUCCUACAAGGGCCUUUUCAUCACAGCAGGGUGCCCCCUGAUGCUUCCUCUGGCUUCAGCUGGGAUGCAAGGGAAGGGUGAGGGGGGCGGGGGCUGACAUAGCUCCAGAGUCACUCACUUUGUAAAAACAUCUUUCCUAAUAAAGCAUUUCUGCUAAACUU
This is a messenger RNA of Nannospalax galili (Upper Galilee mountains blind mole rat), 2871 nucleotides long. It is a transcript of the gene Kank3, whose product is annotated as KN motif and ankyrin repeat domains 3. The coding region runs from base 218 to 2683 and encodes 821 amino acids. The record is from RefSeq and is a predicted model, not a curated record. Gene Ontology annotation, biological process: negative regulation of actin filament polymerization. Gene Ontology annotation, molecular function: protein binding. Lineage: Eukaryota; Metazoa; Chordata; Mammalia; Rodentia; Spalacidae. Gene Ontology annotation, cellular component: cytoplasm; cytoskeleton. The transcript has 11 exons.